GAAUCAGAGGUAUCGCAGUGCACCGUGUGUUGGGUUGGUUGGGAGUAGUGCUGGCCUUCGUUCGUCGAUGGUUGCUUUGCUAGUUGCUGGAGCUACCUACUACGUAAACGAUACAUCAAUCAAAGAAGGUGUGUUGUGGCCGUCGUGUCGUGAAUCAAAAAGCAGCGACCGCGGUGGAAAACAAGUUGCAUCAGAAGCGAGCUGUGUGCGAGUGUAUUUCGGUGUAUUUAUUUAGGUAAAUCGGAUUAACGUGCGGAAAUUACGCAUUUUGACACGCGGGUGGAUCGAAAAUUGGUGGUGAUUUUUUCUCGGGAACUUGCACCUGGCGAAGAACCUGGUUUGCGUGGAAUCGUGACAACAAGACAAGAAGAACAACGCAAAAGGGAGCUCCAAAUAAGGAAACGGGUUGAGUUGGGUUUGAAGUUGCAAGCAGAAGAGUCACGGUGCAGCAGUGCGGAGGGACCGAAAUAGCACCAGUCCAGUCCAGUAGAACAACUUUCUUUCCACCUGCGUUGACGUUUUCGAUCGAAUGAAUCAUAAAUAAUCGCAGUAGGCAGUAGCAGCAGCACCAGCAGUAGCAACAUACAUCGACGUUGAAGAGUUUUCUUCGAGUGCAUCGCGCGUGAAAGGCGGAAGUUGAUUUGCCAUUCUAGGCAGCGACGUUACGCGAAAGACAGAACAAAGAAUCGAAAAUAAAAUGCCCGGAAGUGGUCCCGUGUACCAGCCGACGACGGUGUCGUACGAAACCCGCCCGGGAACGGGAGCCGCCGGAGGAUUGCUAGCGCAGACGACGGCCGCCUCGUCCAUGAAGAUGCUUCGGAAACCGGCCGCCCAGAUGUCGGUGCUGAUCUUCGGGCUCAUAUCGUUGGCCGCUGGCGUCGCCAUGAUCGCCAGCGGUUCGGCAGACUACUCUGACACCGCACAACACCCGGAGGCUCACCCCGACGGAGAAAGCAUUCCCGAAGAAGAGCUUGAUAUCGGCCUUAUAGUAGCUGGAGUAUUCAUCACCAUUCUUGGCUUCGUUCUGCUUGGUCUCUACAUCAAGGUGGCCGACUGGCGCCGGCAUUGCGUCUGCCCGUGCACCCUGUCCAAGAAGCAGGGUCUGGCCCGGCAGCUGCAGGGUAAUAGCGGCGGGCAGAUCCUGGCGUUGAACCCCAGCACCGACCCGUUGGUGUCGCACACGCAGUACGCGCCCGUUUCGGAGAUCCCAACCCGUCAGGAGGACGAAGAGCGACGGAACCUGAUGCCGGACAAUAAGGACUCGUGCCUUAGCAGUGCCGAGGAAUCCGACCGGAUGCUGGACCCCGAUCCGAGGAUCGUCCUCCGGCCCAUCGGCGGCACCGUCGAGGAUGCCUAGGGUCAAGAGACCGGGGACGAUGACGAUGACGACGACACCGACGACGAUUGGUAAACAGGGGAUUGGGAACGGGGAUCCGAACGCGAGAACGCCGCUUGAAUUACGUUCCGCAUCUCUGAAAUGCAAGCACGCUUCGAAAAUUCUCAUUUGCAGCACGGAGGCGAACACGGGAUUUUGUCAUCGCUUGCUGGACUUACGACUUACAGAAAACACAAACACACACUUUUUACGCUGAGAUGAGAUUACUUUCUUUGGAAAAGAAACAUGGUUUUACGAAAGGAUGACAGUAGAUUAGAACGAGUGAUGACCGUCAUGUCACAAAUAUCGUGACAUUUUUGAUCGUUUGACAGCAGCAGUACGUAAACUCACUCACGAAAACUGACAGUGACAUCCAGAGAAACGAAUCGAAACUGUGGUUAGUGACUGAAUCGAACUAUUUAACUGAGUGUGCGAGGCUCCAGACAAGUUGGAUUUGACAACUGAAAUAAUGUACAACUUUUUCUUUUCUUGGUUUUAUACUUCUCACUUUUAUCGCCGAGCACGCGUCCUUCUAGCUGUAUACACAUCACAGUUUUUUAAACUUCUAAGACGACGCCGCGGGAAGCUUCAGCUGGAGAAAAUCGUUUUACUUCUCUUGUAGCAGAGCGUUUUUUGGUCAAUUUUAUAAGAGAUACGUAAGAAGAUUCCUAUUCCGUCCAGCUUGUGUGCUUCGUUUUGUGAGGUUAGAUCCAGUAUUUUCCGUCUACUUUUAGAUUACGUACCACUACUAUAACAGUAUUUAUAUCCGAUUAUUCCAUCCACCCGUUUUCCGCAUUAUGCGAAAAUGCGUCGCAGUAGGCUGUGGCUUCCCGCGUGUCGUUCACCCCAACACUAUUUAAACUACGAUUUUAGUCUAAUUUUUAAGUUUAGUGAAACUAAACGCAUUUACUUGAACUUAGUUUUUAGAGAAAGAAAGAAUCGCCCACGUGCAUUACAGUAGAAGAAAAUGUAUCGAACUUUCGUUGUAAUGGAAGUACUUAACAAACAAACAUGUUUUGCAUUUUACAUAGUUGUAUUCGUUUCGCCGUACAAAAGAAAACAAAAGAAAUGUGCAAUUAGAUGUAUUAAGUUUUCAACAUAAAAUCUCACACACUUCACUCAUCGAAAUCCGUUCCAUCACAUGAGAGGCAAAAGUCAAAAUUUCUAUCUGCAGAAAACGGCAGAAUCUCUGAUAAAGAAAAAAAAACAUUCGGUACCUGGUACAUGUUUCCACACGUUCAUCCUCUCUAUUUACGUUUGUGUUUGGUUACAUAUCUCAACAAAAAAAAAUAUUCGAAUAAUUAGGAAUCUAAGUAGCCUCUCUUAGUGGCACUGCGUUAAAGUUGGCAUCGAAAACUGGGAUAGAGCAAAAAGAUGAUAAACAAAAAUGAUGAUGGUAGGUAGAAGUUAGACGACGAUGGUAGAAGUUAAAAAAGAAACACAUGCACCGAACAUGUUGAGGUUAGAAAGAAAAACAUGUGAGAAAAGAGUUAUUGGUAAUAAAAACUAAUAUAGAA
Molecule: messenger RNA, 2892 nt
Organism: Aedes albopictus (Asian tiger mosquito)
Lineage: Eukaryota; Metazoa; Arthropoda; Insecta; Diptera; Culicidae
Exons: 5
Coding region: 698-1357 (219 amino acids)
Source: RefSeq, a predicted model, not a curated record